UAUAGAUUAAGAUGGAGUUUAAGUUGGAUUGGAGCGUGUUGUGGUAGUUGUAGCUGCGGUUGUGUUGCGAGUUACAACUUACAACAUUAACUUAACAAAACAUGUGUCAUGUGGCGUCGUUUAUUCUCUUGAAUCGAGGAAAGUAGGAGGGAGCAAUUUCUGAGCACAGUGCCAUUCAUGGAGGGAUCCAUCUUGAUGCAUCAAAAUGCUCCCUCUCCAUCCAUUUUCCAAAUCUAGCAUUCUUCUUUGGAUCAAACGCCAUUUUUCUCUCUUCACUCUUCACCUCUAAACAAAAUAAAGAAACACAACACUCACUCCCACCUCUAAACAAAAUAAAGAAACACAACACUCACUCCCACCUCUGUCCCUCUUCUUCUUCUUCUUCUUCUUUUUUCUUUCUCUUCCCAUUUCAGUUUUCACCUAUGUGACUUGCUCCAUCUUUAUGCAAACCGUUAAAGUUAAACUUGCUCUCUGACUAGCUUCUCUUCUCUCUCUAUUUCUCUUUAGUGGGUUUGCUUCUGUCGCAGAGAAAUCAUCAGGUGUUCUUGGCUAGGUUGCCACCAUGAUAAAGCAAAUUCUUAGCAAAUUGCCAAAGAAGGUGCCAAAAUCUGACUCGUCAGAUUCUGCAAGGAGUGAUUCUAGUAAUACAACUACUUUUGGGAAUGUUUUUCAGUGUACAAAUGUUGGAAGUACCAUUUCAAGCAAAUUAAAUGUUGUGAAGCGGGUAUCUUCUGUUGUUUUCCCUGCAAGCAUGAGUGCUGGAGUGGAAGCAGUUGACCCAGGUCUGUCCUUCAAAGAUGUUUCAAAUACACAGAAGCAAAGCCUGUUCAUUAGUAAGUUGAAUCUUUGCUGCAAACUUUAUGACAUGAGUGAUCCUGAUAAGAACACUGCAGAGCAAGAUCUCAAACGACAAACGUUGUUGGAACUUGUUGAUUUUGUUUCUUCUGGAUCUGUUAAGUUCACAGAACCAGCAAUCGCCGCAUUGUGUAAAAUGUGUGCAACUAAUUUGUUCAGGGUUUUCCCACCAAAGUUUCGAACAAGUACUAGUGGUGGAGAAACAGAAGAUGAAGAACCUAUGUUUGAUCCUGCCUGGUCUCACCUACAAGUUGUUUAUGAUCUACUCCUUCAAUUCAUCAAUUAUAACUCUCUUGAUGUGAAGCUGGCAAAAGCACAUGUAGAUCAUGCUUUUGUUCUAAGAUUACUUGAUCUUUUUGAUUCAGAGGACCCUAGAGAAAGAGAUUGCUUGAAAACAAUUCUGCAUAGAAUCUAUGGGAAGUUCAUGGUUCAUAGGCCUUUCAUACGGAAAUCUGUUAGCAACAUCAUCUACCGGUUUGUUUUUGAGACUGAGCGGCAUAACGGAAUCGCUGAGCUGUUGGAGAUUUUUGGGAGUGUCAUUAGUGGGUUUGCCUUGCCAUUGAAGGAAGAGCACAAGAUAUUUUUGUGGAGGGCUCUAAUUCCUUUGCACAAACCAAAAUCUGUUGGUAUUUAUCACCAGCAGUUAACAUAUUGUGUUGUACAGUUCGUUGACAAGGAUCAAAGACUGGCUAGCUCUGUGAUAAAGGGACUAUUGAAGUUCUGGCCAGUGACAAAUAGCCAAAAGGAGCUCAUGUUCAUUAGUGAGUUGGAAGAGAUUUUGGAAAUGGCUAGCAUGGCUGAGUUUCAGAAGAUCAUGGUCCCACUGUUCCGACGAAUGGCUUGCUGCCUCAAUAGUUCUCAUUAUCAGGUGGCUGAAAGAGCACAUUUGCUAUGGAACAAUGAGCACAUUCUGAACCUGAUAACGCAAAACAGACAGGUGAUUCUGCCUCUGGUGUUCUCAGCACUUGUACAUAAUGCUCGAAGUCAUUGGAACCAAGCAGUGCUGAACCUGACUCAGAACAUAAGGAAGAUGCUGUCUCAGAUGGAUGAAGAGCUGGUAGUUGCAUGCCAACGCAGGAUUGAGGAGGAAGAUUCUAGUGCAAGUGCUGCAGCUGAGAGGAGAAGAGUAACAUGGGAACGCAUAGAAGCUGCUGCUGCUGCUGCAAGUACUAGUUGUGUCCAAUCUUCUUCUGUAGGUGGAGGUGGAGAUGUUUUAGUCCCAGUAAAAUCUGCUACAUGCUCAGUGGCAUGCUAAGCUCUAAUUGCUUUGUAAGGAUAAGGUUCUAAUUACUAUUAAUAUUACAUAAUAGUGGUGUGGUUCUUGAGUUUUUGUUUGUGGCAAAAAUAGGGUGGUGGGUAUGUAUACAAAGAAAAUGAAAUUGUGGUGACUGAGGGAAAGUGUUAUUUAUUUAUGGUUUGGAGGAACA
Glycine soja is the source of this 2282-nucleotide messenger RNA. Its product is annotated as serine/threonine protein phosphatase 2A 57 kDa regulatory subunit B' kappa isoform-like. The transcript has 3 exons. Gene Ontology annotation, cellular component: protein phosphatase type 2A complex. The coding region runs from base 563 to 2110 and encodes 515 amino acids. The record is from RefSeq and is a predicted model, not a curated record. Lineage: Eukaryota; Viridiplantae; Streptophyta; Magnoliopsida; Fabales; Fabaceae. Gene Ontology annotation, biological process: signal transduction. Gene Ontology annotation, molecular function: protein phosphatase regulator activity.